AUGCUACGAGAUUCUACUCCCGAGAAUGAGAAUAUAUUUCGUAACUAUGACGAAAGAUAUAAUCAUACUUAUCAGUUUACUAGAAAGAAUUUCAAUGGCUCAAACAGUCAUUAUAACAUGUAUCACCUGGAUCGUUCUUCCUUGACGGACGAACAAUUAGCUGAUGUGGGUUACGUAUUUAACGACUUAAGCCCGUCGGAUAAUACCGCUUGCUACACAAUUAAACUAUUCUUGCUCAGAAAUGAGUUCGAUUCCUAUCGAACGCCGAAAAAUAAACAUAUCAACUUACUAGAGGAACCUCCGCAGAUGGACACUAGUCAAAUUGUUAAAUUUCGUAAACGACGAGAACUGGAUGAGAUCUUGUUGGACUGGCGCACUAAUUAA
Molecule: messenger RNA, 384 nt
Organism: Ambispora leptoticha
Lineage: Eukaryota; Fungi; Glomeromycota; Glomeromycetes; Archaeosporales; Ambisporaceae
Source: the annotation of a GenBank genome assembly